Messenger RNA from Carassius carassius (crucian carp), 2113 nucleotides. Its product is annotated as NAD-dependent protein deacetylase sirtuin-1-like. NCBI's taxonomy places the organism in Eukaryota, Metazoa, Chordata, Actinopteri, Cypriniformes, Cyprinidae. The record is from RefSeq and is a predicted model, not a curated record. Gene Ontology annotation, molecular function: NAD+ binding.
AUCGGAAGUUCUUCCGCGCUCCUCGUCCUCCGUUCGUUCACUGUCUGGAGAAGAUGGCGGACGGCGAAAAUAAACGGGCCGCUUCUGAAGAGACCGAGGUUCGGUGAACCGGAGCACGGCGCAGUUGGCGAAACCGAGCCGGUGAAGGCGGAACCGGAGCUGAUGGACGAGUCACUAAACAACAACAACCACCGAACCGAACCAGAACCAAAGCCAGAGCUCUCCGGUGUCCAUCCCAAUGGUUUCACAUCUCCUGAUCUUCCUCACACUGAUGAUGAUGAUGAUGAUGAUGACUGCUCGUCUCACGCCAGCUCCAGUGACUGGACGCCUCAACUACAGAUCGGCUCGUAUCGGUUCAUGAGAGGAACCGACCCGAGGGCCAUUCUGAGAGACCUGCUUCCCGAAACGGUUCUCCCGGCGGAUCUGCACGACAUGACGCUGUGGCAGAUCAUCAUCAACAUCUCAGAACCGCCCAAAAGAAAGAAACGCAAAGACGUCAACACGUUAGAGGACGUGGUGCGGCUCCUGACGGAGAGGAAGAAGAUUCUGGUGCUCACGGGUGCUGGGGUGUCUGUUUCCUGCGGGAUUCCUGACUUUCGGUCUCGAGACGGCAUAUACGCUCGACUCGCUGUCGACUUUCCUGACCUCCCUGAUCCUCAAGCCAUGUUCGACAUAGACUACUUUAGAAGAGAUCCGACUUUUUUCAAAUUUGCCAAGGAAAUCUACCCGGGACAGUUCCAGCCGUCUCCAUGUCACCGGUUCAUCUCGAUGCUGGAUAAGAAGGGAAGGUUAUUAAGGAACUACACUCAGAAUAUCGACACGCUGGAGCAGGUGGCUGGGAUCCAGAACAUCAUUCAGUGUCAUGGCUCCUUUGCGACUGCUUCCUGUCUUGUCUGUAAACAUAAGGUUGACUGUGAAGUCGUAAGGGAGGAUAUAUUCAACCAGGUUGUUCCACACUGUCCGAGGUGUCCGGCAAAUGUCCCCUACGCCAUCAUGAAACCAGACAUCGUCUUCUUCGGCGAGAACCUUCCAGAGUUCUUCCACCAAGCCAUGAAGCAGGAUAAAGAUGAGGUGGAUCUUCUGAUCGUCAUCGGCUCCUCACUGAAAGUCCGGCCGGUGGCUCUCAUUCCCAGCUCUGUACCUCAUGAUGUCCCUCAAGUACUGAUCAACCGCGAGCCGCUGCCGCACCUGAACUUCGACGUGGAGCUGCUCGGAGACUGUGACGUCAUCGUGAACGAACUCUGCCAUCGUCUGGGGGGCGACUUCCAGCAGCUGUGCUACGACUCGUCCCGUCUCAGCCAGAUCACGGAGAAACCGUCCACAGGAGCGUCAGAGGACACGUCACCGUCUCUCGAGAAGAAGGAACCGCAGACAGAACCGCAUGCUGAAGUGCGUAGACGAUGCUGGAGAAGACGAGUCUGGCAGAGUCCAAUCAGCAAACGACUCGGAGCCUCGCAGUAUUUAUUCCAAGCACCGAACCGCUACGUCUUCCGCGGCGCUGAGGUCUACUCGAGUUCAGAGGACGAGUCGUCCAGCUCCUGCGACAGCGACGUCGAGGAAGAAAGCCCAGACAAAGACACCGAGACACUACAGGAGCGUGAACACAUACGCCUUCAAACACAAUGCACUGCAGAAACACAUCCACAAUCCACUCAGUAACUCACCAGCACUCGCUGCGUUUAAUGUCCUCAAGUCUGUUUUAUAUAUUUUUGUAUCUUCUCACUCCUAAACGCCUGCUUUGUCUUCUAAUGCAUGCGACUUCUUUCAUUUGUUCGGUUUGUUAUCCUUUCUUUUGUUUCACCAGCAGCCUGUUUUUAGAUGUUAAAUACGUGUUUAAUUCCGGUGAAUGUUUCUGCCGGAGAACUGAACAUGCCAUGUACUUGCUUGGGAUAAAAAAAAGGGAAUGAUUUUCAAACCAAAGACCACUUUUUCUGUAUCGUUUUCAUGUUUUACACAAUGUGCACCAAGACAUUUGGCAGCUACGAUCAGCCUACUGUUUACGUCUUUUAUACCCAGUAAAGUCUGAUAGACAUCAAGUGGAUGUUUUCGGUUUCUAAACCUGUAGAAAGACAUUAUUUACAUGCAUUCACACUUGUCUGGUUCCUGUCCUCAA